AAAGGCAGGUGAUUAGCCAGCAGUGAUGACUCACCGACUGAGCACAUGAAUCUCCUUUUCCACAGGAUCAGUCAGGUUAAGAGAACGACUGGCGAGAGGCGAUGGAGUACGACAUCAUCGUCCCGCAGCUCGGAGGUUUCGGUCGUUACCAGAAGCGGCUGGCGGUCGCUGCCUGCCUCCCCAACCUGCUGCUGGCUUUCGGCUUCUUCAGCGACGCCUUCCUUGGCCUGACUCCGAGCCACCACUGCCGGCCUGACCCGCAGCUCCUGCCCCUCGCCCUCCGAAACCUGUCGGGCUCCCCGCUGCUCAACUACAGCCUCCCACUGGAAAGCGGCGACGGCGAGCGGGCCCCCGCCGCCUGGAGCCGCUGCCGGCUCUACCGAUACCCGCUGACGGCCGGCGCGAGGCAGCCACUGCCCAACGGCACCGUCCCGUGCACCCGAGGCUGGCGGUUCGAGCCGCGCGGCGGCCUCCGCAGCAAUGUCGUUAGCCAGUGGAACCUGGUUUGUAAGAACUACUGGAAAGUUCCACUUGAGCAAAUGAGCUACAAGAUUGGUUGGACUGUUGGCUAUUUGAUCUUAGGAUCUGUUGCUGAUAGACUGGGCCGUCGAAAUACAUUCAUUCUCUCGCUAGUUGUAACAAUUAUCCAGCAUAUUGGAAUAUCAGUCUCUGUGGAUUUCCUCAUGUUUGUUGUAUUCCAUAUGUUUAGUGGGGUAGCAUUGGCUGGACUCUUCUUGUCUUUGUACAUUGCAAGGUUGGAGAUGUGUGACCCACCACACCGACUGAUGAUCACCAUGAUUGCCGGAUCCUUUACAGUGAGUGGGAAGAUGUUGCUGCUAGGAUUAGCUGAAUUAUGCAAGGACUGGAGAAUUUUGCAGGGUGUUGUCACUGCCCCUUUCAUAUUACUACUCAUUUAUUGGUGCAUUCCGGCUUUAUUCCCAGAGUCUCCACGCUGGCUUCUUGCAACCAGACAGAUUGCGAAGUGUAAGCAAAUACUGCGAAGUAUAGCAGCUAGUAAUGGUGUCAGCAUGGAUGAUGAAUUAUACACCCCAUGCAAUGUGUUUAAUGAGAUGGAUUCCAUGUUUGGCGAGUAUACGCAGCCUCGCCUGUAUACUUUUUGCGAUAUGGUGACCACGCGAGUCAUUUGGAAGAACAUCUUGAUACUGGGGUUUACCACGUUCAUUGGCAGUGGAAUCCAGAAUUGUUUUUCCCAAAACCUCGUUGCUUAUAGCCCCAGGUUCCACUUGAGCUAUUUGGUCAUUACUGGUGCUGAAGGUGUGGCCCUCCUUUUCCUAUAUUUUACCGUGAACAAGUUUGGCCGACGUGGUAUUCUACUGCUGUCAACAAUCAUCACAGGAAUGUCGUCACUAUUGUUGCUUGCUCUUAUACAAUUGCCACUCAAGUAUACGAAAAAUGAACUUUGGGACCUCCAUCAAGGUUUUCACCUGGCUCUUUCCAUUCUGGGUCUCUUCUCAGCCUAUGCUGUUGUUACACUGAGCAUAUUUUUUGCCAGUGAGGUUAUUCCAACUGUAGUUCGAGGUGCAGGCUUAGGCCUUAUUAUGGCAACAGGCAGCAUUGGAAAAGCAACAUCACCAAUGAUGGAUCUCCACAAUAAGCACGGCUUCUUCCUCCUUCAUGUUGUGUUUGCUUCUUUUGCUGUCCUCUCAGUACUGUGCAUCAUGUUGCUUCCAGAAAGCAAACGGAAGCCACUCCCAGAAUCUUUGAAAGAUGGUGAAAAGCAGAGACGUCCUCCAAUGUUUUUAUCACAAAACAAGGAUAGAGCUCCUCUGCUGCAUUCAAAACAGCAUAGACAUUAUAAUCCAGAAAACUAUUCCAAGCUUGUCACAGCAACCAAGAAAAUGUUAGCCCAGAAUGUCCCUUUUCAAUCACAGGACCCUGUAAAUGAAAGUGUGACUGAGGAUACAAGAGAGUCAGCAUCUUAACCAAUCCUUCAUGGUGUACAUAGAAAUGUAGAAAUAUUCUACUAUUGCAUAUCCUGCACUACAGCAAAUAGUCAUUUAGACAUUACAGACUUUGUAUUUUCUAACACUUAACGAACGGUUUGGCUAAACUAUAAACUGCUUAACAUAUCAGCUGAGGAAGUUCAAUCUCCAUUACAAGUUCAUGUUUCUAAAGAUAUGUGCUUCCAUAAUGAUGAUAGAUUGUAAAUUGAGAUUGGGGUUUAAAGCGCAAAAUGUUGAAUGUACUUUCAACAUCUCCAGUCAUCUGUGUACCUUGAAAAUGAUAUGCAUAAUGGGGUUGAUUAUUCCACUCUCUCCUUUUUAUAUCAAGUGAAAAUCAAGUGAAACCUGUCAUGGAUCAACUCAGCUAUUUUUGUGGUAUCCCUUCCAUUCACUACCAUAUAAAUAUCUUGGCCUAGGCUGAAAUUAUGUUUGAAAUCCUUUUUGGUUCAUGGAAGUUGAAUUUCUUGCUCUCCUUUCUAUGCUAGAAUCCAUUGAUCAAAUCCUUGUAUGAGAUAGUGUUACUGAGCGUAAGCAAAACCCUUAAUUUGUUUAAUUGUUUUACUGCAAU
Messenger RNA from Carcharodon carcharias (great white shark), 2532 nucleotides. It is a transcript of the gene slc22a31, whose product is annotated as solute carrier family 22 member 31. The record is from RefSeq and is a predicted model, not a curated record. The transcript has 10 exons. Gene Ontology annotation, biological process: transmembrane transport. NCBI's taxonomy places the organism in Eukaryota, Metazoa, Chordata, Chondrichthyes, Lamniformes, Lamnidae. Gene Ontology annotation, cellular component: membrane. Bases 102 to 1943 code for a protein of 613 amino acids. Gene Ontology annotation, molecular function: transmembrane transporter activity.